Messenger RNA from Tripterygium wilfordii, 2835 nucleotides. RefSeq names its product U3 small nucleolar RNA-associated protein 25. The transcript is spliced from 25 exons. Gene Ontology annotation, cellular component: small-subunit processome; nucleolus. The record is from RefSeq and is a predicted model, not a curated record. Gene Ontology annotation, biological process: maturation of SSU-rRNA from tricistronic rRNA transcript (SSU-rRNA, 5.8S rRNA, LSU-rRNA). Gene Ontology annotation, molecular function: rRNA binding; U3 snoRNA binding. NCBI's taxonomy places the organism in Eukaryota, Viridiplantae, Streptophyta, Magnoliopsida, Celastrales, Celastraceae. Bases 175 to 2463 code for a protein of 762 amino acids.
ACCUUCUUGCGUUAACACUUCCUUGAAAUUACGGGAGCGAAGUCGGUUAACCUGCAAUUUGCUCGUUACGAGCUUCGUCUCCUACCUGUUCAUCGCGCAGUUACUAACUCUUCAAGCACUUUCUUGCAAAAAUUGUCAAAUUAGGUUUUGGAAAAACCGUAAUUAUUCGUCCGUAUGGGGAGAAAUUUGUUUGCCAAACGAGGACUGAAGAGGCACACUGUGCCGGAGAAGAAGAAGUCUAUCACGAGCAUACCUGUGAAGAAGAAUCGGCGCGUUGAAGAAAAGAAUGCUCGCGAUCCCUCUCCGAGUUCUUCAGGGGAAUCAUCAAUGGAGACAUCAAAUGGUGUGGCUCCUGGGGAAGAAGUAUAUAGAGAGGUGUCUACAUAUGAUAACCUAUUAAUGGCAUUGGGCUCGGAGUCUCUUGUUAAUGCAUAUGGGAAAAGAGAAUAUGAAGAAGGUAAAAGUGAUUCGGAAGAAGAAGAAGCUGAUGAGUCUGAAUCCAUCAUUGUAUCCGAGGAGGAUAUUAGUGACGCAGAAACUGAUAUAGAGUCCCCUAGAAGUCAAUCCAUUAGAAAAGUGCAAGACCAUAGAACAGGUGGCUUUUCCAAGGAGAAUGAAGAGGCUGAAACAGAAGAUGACCAAGAGGCCUCUGAUACUGAUCAGGAGCUCGAAUUAGGUGCCGGAGGUCAAUCUGCUCUUAAGGCAUCGGUCUCAUUAAGUUCUUUUUAUCAACACUUGGGGUACAAGAUGUCAGUAGGAGAGGUUGAAAAUUUGUCAAAGAAAAAAUGGAAGUACGAUUGGGAGAUACCUGCUGGUGACAUGGCGAAGUGCAAGUGGAUGGGAACUGGAGAGCCUUUCCUAAAGGCUGAGGAGCAGGAAAACAGCAUUAGUACUGGCUACGGUCUCAAGCAAAAGUUAUAUAAGCAUUGGUUGGAUCUUUACAAAACAGCUGGAGGGGAUGAUUUUAAUUCAUCUAAACAAAGAUACUUCUUCUCCCUUUGGAACAGCUACCGAGAUGUACUGCACUGCAAAAAGAAACCUUUUUAUCUUAAAGGCCUGGAAGAAGAUUCAAGUAUCAUGGACUCAUACAUUAUGCAUUCUCUAAAUCACAUCUUCAGGACUAGAGAUCUUGUGACAAAGAAUGAUGCUAAAGAGUCCAAACAUCAAGAUGGUGGUAAAAAGGAAAUACUGACUGGUGACAGUUUUCUUGAUCGUGGAUUUACUCGUCCUAAGGUUCUGAUAUUAUUGCCUAUUAAAAGCAUUGCAUUCCGAGUAGUUAAGAGGCUAAUUCAGCUCACUCCUACAUCUUACAAGGUUAAUGUGGAACACAGUGACCGUUUUUCUGACGAGUUUGGACCUGAAGAUGUUGAAGACGAUCAAGCCAUGAGCAAGAUGGCCCAAAAUGGGCAUAACAUUGGAAAUUCAAAAUCUCAGAAGACUUCAAAACCUUCUGAUUUUCAAGCUCUUUUUGGUGGGAAUGAUGACGACGACUUUAUGGUUGGUAUCAAGUUUACUAGGAGGAGCACAAAGUUGUACAGUGAUUUCUAUUCAUCAGACAUGAUAGUUGCUUCUCCUAUCUGUUUACACAGAAAAAUUGAGAUUUCGGAGGUUGAUAAGGAAAAAGAUGUGGAUUAUCUUUCUUCUAUAGAGGUUCUCAUCAUAGAUCAUGCAGAUAUUCUAGCAAUGCAGAACUGGUCUUUCCUCACUUCAGUUGUUGAACAUCUAAACCGCAUACCUUCUAAGCAGCAUGGAACUGAUAUUAUGCGCAUUAGACCAUGGUAUCUGGAUGGAUAUGCAAAAUAUUAUCGCCAGACAAUAAUUUUAAGUUAUCAUUUAAACCCAGAAAUGAAUGCUCUGUUCAAUCACCAUUGUGUUAACUAUAAAGGCAAGGUGAAGUUGGUGUGCAAGUACAAAGGUGUUCUUCCAAAAGUACUCAUCCAAGUACCGCAGAUCUAUUGUCGAUUUGAUGCGGCCUCAGUGGCAGAUGCCGAUGAUGCCCGUUUGGAUUAUUUUGUUAAGAAGGUGUUUCCAAAGAUAAAAGAUUCUAUUCAGGGUGGGAUUAUGCUGUUCAUUAGUACUUACUUUGAAUAUGUUCGGAUUAGGAAUUUUCUCAAGUCACAAGGAGAGUCCUUCUGUUUGCUUGGAGACUAUGCAAAAGCUGCUGAUAUAUCGCGAGCUCGGGUCUGGUUCUUUGAGGGAAAGCGGAAGAUCAUGCUCUGCACAGAGAGAUUUCAUUUUUACUUCAGAUACAAGAUUCGUGGUAUUAAAAAUUUGAUCAUCUAUUCACUACCUGAGAGGAAAAGGUUUUACCCUGAGAUUGUUAAUAUGCUUGAAGGGUCCCAUGAAAUGACAUGUACUGUGCUUUUUUCUCGCUUUGAUCUGCUCCGGCUUGAGAGAAUUGUUGGAACUGAUCAUGCAAGAAAGAUGAUCAAAUCAGAGAAGCAUGUCUUUACCUUCUGUUAAGAUUUCCUCCAGAAUCAACAAGUCCAGCAUGGUGGAGUGGAGUUCCAAAACUGAAGGAUUGUGCAACAGUGGUAGGGAACAUGGCUUGUCGUAAAUUUAGUAGCAUUUCUGCAAUUUUUUACUUGGUUAUUUUGAAAUCAUCUAGCAUUUCUGCAAUUAUUUACUUGGUUAUUUUGAAAUCAUCUAAUUAUGACAUUCUUGUAUAGCACAUGAAACCAUACCAUAGUGCAGAUCCAUAAAUCACAUAAUUUUUGAGUGAGAAUAAGCAGAGACCAGCUGAGCUUCAUUUCUACCUACACCCACAAAGCUACAAGCUGGGUCUCUCAAAACCUCUCACUUCAAAAUAACAAACCAAACUAUAUUCAAAAAAAA